This is a messenger RNA of Prorocentrum cordatum, 1293 nucleotides long. NCBI's taxonomy places the organism in Eukaryota, Dinophyceae, Prorocentrales, Prorocentraceae. The record is from the annotation of a GenBank genome assembly.
CAGGAUAAGGUGAUGUUGUUUGUGAACCAGGUCGCCGAGAUCGUCCACACGAUCGUCGACACUUGGCACGGCGCCGCGAAUCGGAACAUCGGCGAUGCAUUCCUGAUCGUCUGGCGCCUGCACGAGAACGCCGCCACGUGGCAGAGGCAGAAGCUCGGCGACAUGAGCGUAAUCUCUUUGGCACAGAUCGUGGCGGCUGUCAACAAGAGCGCUGUGCUCCAGGACUACCGGGAACACCCAGGGCUGGUCGCUCGCCUGCCUGGCUACCGCGUGCGUGUGAACUUCGGCCUGCACUACGGCUGGGCCAUCGAGGGCGCCAUUGGCUCCGAGUUCAAGAUCGACGCGUCCUACCUGUCCCCCCACGUCAGCAUGGCCGGCCAGCUGGAGGCAGUGACCAAGCAGUACCAGGUGCUGAUUCUCGCGAGCGAGCCCCUGAUGCGGCUGUGCAGCGCGCAGAUGGAGGCGUACUUCCGGGCCGUGGACCGCGUGCUGCUCAGGGGAGCUCGCGAGCCGCUCCGGCUCCACACCGUCGACCUGAACGCGGACAUCCUGGAGUACGAGCGCGCCGCUCGUCCGUCGACCCGCCUGAACCAGUUCGAGCUCCGGAGGGAGCGCGAGGCGGCAAAGGAGGAGAAAUUGUCGCAUCUCUUCAACGUGCCCAGCCUCUUCAAGACCGACGAGGACCUGAAGAUGAUGCGAGCCAAGUUUCCGUCCACCUUUUUCAGCAGCUUCCGCAAGGGAAUGCUCAACUACGAGGCCGGCGAAUGGGACGUGGCCCGCACGGAGCUCGAGCUCACGCGGAACAUGCUGUGGGGACCCAGCUCCCCGGACGGGCCAUCCAAAGCGCUCUUGGACUUCAUGGCGCAGUUCGACUACGAGCCCUCGCGGGCCACCCCGAAGGGGUGGCCUGGCUUCCGGGAGAUCGCGGGCACGUAGGGCCAGCCGUACGCAGCCGCCGUUGCCCCUGUUGCUGUUGCCUUGUCCUCCUCGCCCCUCUGGGAGGACGCCAGCUAUCCUUCCAGUUCUCCCAUCGUUUAUCGAAUCUCCAUCCCCACUGGGCCAUGGUAUCUCAGCCCUGCCAGACCAGCCCCCGAAGAUGGGGACAGGCCCUGCGGAGCCCGAAGGGAACGGCACAUAUCCCCCAUCCGGGGCGAUAGACCGGCAAGUGGGGCCAAUGCCAUGCAAGUGGGGACAGGGAUCGGUUAAAAACGAUCCUCACUGUCCUUCGCCUCCUGCCUCCGCCCCCCCCCCCCCCUCAACGCCGGGCAAGCGGUCGCGCCUGCCAGGGGGCCC